AUGGGAGAUUCUUUCCCUACAGACAUCAAGGUCCCUGAGCUUUGCUUCAAAAUAGGAGAUGAGCCGAGGUCAGAUGUCAAGAUCAACCAAUUCUUAAGCUAUGAACUGGUUAAAGAAGUGAAGAGCAUAUUAUCACCCCAAGAGUUUCAGAGGAUCAAAAGCACAUUCCUGGGACCAGUCUUGAAGAUAAUUGGAAGAGGGUUAAUAAUGUCGGGAAAGAUGGUGCACUGUUUCCUGAGCAGAAGUUUGAAAGUUUCGAAGUCUAAUGAAAUAUGGGUACACUUUGGGGGGCAGCCAAUGAGAUUCUCUAUUAGAGAAUUUCAUAUGGUCACAGGCUUGAAAUGCUUAGAAUGGGAGCAGAAUAAAGAUGCAGAGAAGAAGACUUUUGAUUGGGCUUCCAAUGACCAGGCACACACGUGUGAAGACGUGGUCGAGAUUCUAAGAAAAGCUAAUCGAGAGGACUUGGAUGAAAGAUUUUGUCUUGCUAUGCUGAUUCUUAUAGAAGGCAUAUUCUUCCCGCGAUGCAAAGGAAACAAGUUCCCUGCCAAGAAGCUCAAGAAAGCUCAAGACAUACAAGUCAUAAUGAAUCAUCCUUGGGGGAGAUAUGCAUACAAAUUGUUGCUUUCUUCAAUCAAGAAGAAUGUGCCAUCCAAUCUAGUAAAGAAUAAAUACGAUCUCCAUGGUUAACCUCUAGCAUUGCAUCUUUGGAUUCUAGAAUCAGUGCCUCUGCUACAAUCUUCAUUCAGCACAAUCAGUGUCAUAGAGAGUCCACAAGCGUUUUUGUGUGAGAAAUACACAAACACUGCCAGUCCAUCAAUUGCUCAAGUGGAGAACAUUGAAGCAUUGAAACAUCUGAAGGUGAUGAGCAUAUUACCUUCAAUACCUGGUGAUGAAGAAGAUUAUGUAGCUUUAGAGGACACUAACGAUCAAGACUUGAGCUUUUUAAUGGAAGUUAUUAACAAGGGCUACAAGCUGACAGUUGACGACUGGACUAAAGGCUGCUUGGAUGUUGGUGCAGUGAUGGAAGAAAUAGCCAUCAUGUCGUAUCAGUUACGAAACAAAGAGACCCUAAAACCGUCUUCAUCUGGUGAGUCAAUCAUGGAUAAGUUAGACAACUUAUACAAGAUUGUGCAAGAGGGAUUCAGAACAACAAACACUCGCUUAUCAAAGAUAGAGGAACAUCUAAACAUUCCCAAGGCUGCAAAUACAGAUGAUCAG
Molecule: messenger RNA, 1218 nt
Organism: Capsella rubella
Lineage: Eukaryota; Viridiplantae; Streptophyta; Magnoliopsida; Brassicales; Brassicaceae
Exons: 2
Source: RefSeq, a predicted model, not a curated record